AUGUCUAACCUCGACCGACAUCAACGGGGGCUGAGCGACCGCAACGCAGAGAACAAGCCGUCUCCUCGCGCAAACCGAUCUUCACACCUCAGAAACGACUCGUUUACUUCUCGAAUACCUACUUUAACCCCCAAAAAUGGCGAAAAAUCCCGGAUUCCCUUUACCAAUACGCGAACACUUACGGGAGCGUUCAAGGCAACUGCCGGCCCUCCAGACGCGUCGGAUAAUUCUAAAAAGACCGCGCGGAGAUAUACAACAGAAGGGAAGGAAAGAAACCGCUCUGCGACUUCUCCUUCGCCUCGCAUUCCCAGUCCGCAGGGUGAAUCGCGGGACACAAACCGACGGAAUCAGAGCACGGAUGGUCUAGCAAGGCACGAGAACCAAACCGAAUUCGAUACCCUGCCACGACGAGAGUGGGUUGAACAGUUACAAAAUUUUUCGCCGAGUCCAGGUGCUCGUCACCACGAUAUGAGGGCGCUAGAUUACAGAGAGGAUGCGUAUGACUCCGGACUCAGUAACCUAGACGAGAUCACGGAUGAAGAUUUGAGAAGAAGGUUAGAGCAGCGCGAGAAGGAUGAAAAACGCCUGCAACGCGUACGAGGUGGAGAUCAGCCAAUAUUCAGCAAGGCGAAAAUAGGUUCCAGAGCGGCUUUAUCCACUGAGAAUCUACUGCGUCGAGACGAGGAGGUUCAGCACGAAGAGGCGCAGGAAGAGGCGAUCGAUGAAGGGAGGAAUCCUCCACUGAAUAUUCCGAAGCCAUGGGGAACGCGUGGUAGGGCCACAAAUGACUGGCUAAAUCGAACUAAGCGCGAAACGCAAAAUGAUUACAUGGCUGAUGUGGAAGAGCAGCAGCUGUCUCUUGACUGGGAGAAUGACGCAUUUGAUUUUACAGCUCGAUCUUUGCAAAUAUCUGAUAGUCCGCCUGUUCGAAGCGCGUCGCAAUAUCAAAAAACUUAUAACGCGGAGCCGUUGAACCAGCCUGCUUUCUCGGGGGCCGCGGAGCGUUCUCCCCCAAAGCAACAAGAACAGCAGACGCAUCCUAGUGAUAUGGCAAAGGAGUCUCCCAUCGUGGUGUACAGGAAUAACAACUAUGAAAGGCCGCGGGUGUUCAGCAAAGAAGACUCUCAGGAUCUUCUACGAAGGCUCACGCGAAAGGAAAGCCCAAGUCUAGUCAAUACACCGGAAUCAAAAACCGGUACCAAUCCGCCGCUCAACCCGAAAACACCAGUAGUCACAGGUGCCUGGGUUGAUACCCCUUUACCAAAACAACCUGUUGGGCCUCCGGAAGAAAAGCCGAAGCCACCCAUACCUCCGCAAGUGAAAGAUUCCAAAACCCAAGCAGUUGAACCGGUAGAAGAAAGAAAAGAGCCUACCCCGAAAAAGGUGCAACCAAAACGAAACCCCCCAGUAAUACUUGAGAAACCGGAUUUACCAAAAAGCGCACUGGCUGCUGUGAUCGAAAGCGUAAGAGCUGGGAACAACGAGUUUGCCCUCGGAGAGACUACCAUUGAAUCACUUCAAGACCUUCUAGAAGAUACCUCGACGAGUAUUUCCGAUACGAAGUUCCCGAAAAAGACCGGAAACAUUAGUACUAAUACUCUAAAAGCAGUCAGGCCAGUGGAUGAAGGUGAAGAGGCUUUAAUCGACCGAUUAAACUCGAAACUUCAAUCCCUCGUUCAAAAUAUCAACGAGGCCAAAGCCGGCCUCGUCAGCCUGGAAGACAAGGCUAUAAAGGAAGCCGCCCUUCUCGCCACCCGCAAUCCCCAAGAUUCCUCCAAGAAGAGGGCAUCUCACACCCACAAAGACGGGGCUGGUCCCUCAUAG
This is a messenger RNA of Uncinocarpus reesii 1704, 1824 nucleotides long. RefSeq lists its product as uncharacterized. The coding region runs from base 1 to 1824 and encodes 607 amino acids. Lineage: Eukaryota; Fungi; Ascomycota; Eurotiomycetes; Onygenales; Onygenaceae. The transcript is spliced from 2 exons. The record is from RefSeq and is a predicted model, not a curated record.